CGCGGCGGGACUGGGGGCCAUGAGCAGCGGGGCCGGGGACUCGACCGGGGACGGGAACGGGGCCGAGAGUGGGACCGAGCGGCGGGUCCGCAUCGUGGUGGAGUACUGCGAGCCCUGUGGCUUCGAGGCCACGUACCAGGAGCUGGCGAGCGCCGUGCGGGAGGAGUACCCCGACAUCGAGAUCGAGUCACGGCUGGGAGGCACCGGUGCCUUCGAGAUCGAGAUCAACGGGCAGCUUGUCUUCUCCAAGCUGGAAAAUGGGGGCUUUCCCUAUGAGAAGGAUCUGAUCGAGGCCAUCCGCAGAGCCCGCAAUGGGGAGCCCCUGGAGAAAAUCACCAACAGCCGCCCCCCCUGUGUCAUCCUGUAACCCCCCAGGGACAGUGGGGUCCCCCUGCACUGCCCAUGGCUGCCUUCCUUAAAUCCCUGCACGACUGGGGGGCACCAGGGGGACCAGGGACACUGGGGGAGCUCAGGAGCCUCCUGGGGAUGGUGGCACUGGGGGUCACUCUGUCAGGGGGGGUCUCCCACCUGCCUUUGCCUUUCCCCCUCAUCAGCUGCACCUCCCUGGGGGGCACAGGGGGGUCCCCAUGGCACCCCCAUUUCUCUGUGCUGGCCUCUCCCCUCCCUCACCCCCUGCUUUGGGGGUCUCCCAUGGCUGGGGAGCCAGGCUGGGCGUUGGAGCAGCUCCCAGCAGGUUCAUUCCAAGGAGAAUCCACCGGCUGUAACUUCCCUGGGGUUUGUUAAUGAUUAAAAUCCCUCUGGCACUGUUUAAUCGGGGGCAGGGGCCUGCUAUGGGAACCCUGGCCUGGCCCCAUGGCCAGAGGUGUGUUCACAUCCCCCCUCCCCAUUCCCAGGCUCCCAGCUCCUGCCUGGAAUGACCCUGCCCUUGGCCUCGGGGUGGGGGGCCCCCCUAUUUAUUCUAUACUGUGUAUAAACCCAAUGGCCUGGGGCCUGGGUGGAAUAAAGGAUGGAGAAUGUG
Messenger RNA from Catharus ustulatus (Swainson's thrush), 979 nucleotides. It is a transcript of the gene MIEN1, whose product is annotated as migration and invasion enhancer 1. The transcript has 4 exons. Gene Ontology annotation, biological process: positive regulation of filopodium assembly; negative regulation of apoptotic process. NCBI's taxonomy places the organism in Eukaryota, Metazoa, Chordata, Aves, Passeriformes, Turdidae. The record is from RefSeq and is a predicted model, not a curated record. Bases 20 to 367 code for a protein of 115 amino acids.